Molecule: messenger RNA, 1176 nt
Organism: Geosmithia morbida
Lineage: Eukaryota; Fungi; Ascomycota; Sordariomycetes; Hypocreales; Bionectriaceae
Product: porphobilinogen synthase
Exons: 2
Coding region: 1-1176 (391 amino acids)
Biological process (GO): heme biosynthetic process
Cellular component (GO): cytosol
Molecular function (GO): zinc ion binding; porphobilinogen synthase activity
Source: RefSeq, a predicted model, not a curated record
AUGUCCUUCUCCAGCCUCGUCCAUGACCUCAGCCUGCGGGACCGUGACGGCAACGGCAGCACCAGCGGCCACCCCCUCCGUCGUCCCGCGGCCCCCUCGGUCGCAUCGACAAUGGACGACCAGGCCUCUCACCUCUCGCGGGCCAUGUCCCGUGCCAGCACCGUCGCUACGAGCGUCAGCAUCUCGGGCGACAUCUCCAGUCAGCUUCACGGCGGCUACUUUCACCCGCUUGCUCGUUCGUGGCAGGCUGAGCGUCAGCUGACCAAGUCCAUGCUCAUCUACCCCCUCUUCAUCACAGACGGCCCCGACGACAUGUCCCUGGUGCCGUCCCUUCCGGGCCAGCACCAGCUGGGCUUGAACAAGCUCGUCCCCUUCCUGGAGCCCCUGGUGCGCAAGGGACUCCGAUCGGUCAUGCUGUUCGGCGUGCCCCUGCGUCCCGGCACCAAGGACGCGCUCGGCAGCGCGGCCGACGACCCUGAGGGCCCCGUGAUCCAGGGCAUCCGCCUGAUCCGCCGACGCUUCCCGCAGCUCUUCAUCUGCACCGACGUCUGCCUGUGCGAGUACACGUCGCACGGGCACUGCGGCAUCCUGCGCGACGACGGCAGCCUGAACAACCAGCUGUCGGUGGACCGCAUCUCGGACGUGGCCAUCGCCUACGCCAAGGCGGGCGCGCACUGCGUCGCCCCCUCGGACAUGAACGACGGCCGCAUCCGCGCCAUCAAGCUCAAGCUCAUCGAGGAGGGCAUAGCCCACAAGACGACGCUGAUGUCGUACUCGGCCAAGUUCUCCGGCUGCCUGUACGGGCCCUUCCGCGACGCCGCCGGCUCUGCGCCCUCGUUCGGCGACCGCAAGUGCUACCAGCUCCCUCCGGGUGGCAGGGGCCUCGCCCGCCGCGCCAUCACCCGCGACAUCGGCGAGGGUGCGGACGUGAUCAUGGUCAAGCCCGCCAGCCAGUACCUCGACAUCAUCAGCGACGCCAAGGAGCUCGGCAAGGACCUCCCCAUCGCCGCCUACCAGGUCAGCGGCGAGUACGCCAUGAUCCACGCCGCCGCCAAGGCCGGCGUCUUCGACCUCCAGACCAUGGCAUUCGAGUCGACCGAGGGUAUCCUGCGUGCCGGUGCCACCAUCGUCGUCAGCUACUUUACUCCUCAGUUCCUCGACUGGCUGGAGCACUAG